ACUAGUAAGAAAUCUUCUAAUCGGUAUAUGUUUAUUUUGAACAUUUGAAUAAAUAAUUCAUGCUAAUGUAUUAUCAAUCUUUAUCCUGGCCUUUCUGCAUAGAUACCUCUACUGAUUCAUUCCUUUAUGGCUGAUUUAGCAAAACUUUAGAUGAGCCGGCCUUCAUUCCUCUCAAUAUUCAUUCGAUUGAUUUUGAUAAAACGAAUGACUUUAUACUCUAUGAAGCUAAUUGUGAGAGUGCUCAGAAGAUAACUGCCUCAAAGGAAGACAAAACUAAUCAUCCAGAAGGGGAGCAAAUGGAAUCUGAUAGAAAUAACUUUCUCAAGUACCUCGAUUCCCAUUUUGUACCUGAGAUAAAACUGGAAGAUAAGAACAGGGAUACUCAAAUUUCUCCAACUCAUAGAGUCAUCUCGAAGCUAAAUUCUGAUUCGAGUGCACACAAUUUCACCAAAGAAUCUUUAAAUGAAGUUCAUUCUGUAAGCCUCAGUUAUAAAGGCCAAAAGAAUUCUUUCAAGAAGGGAGCUUCCGCAGAGAGAGUCGACAUCGUCCAUAAAACUCUCCUCAGGAGCAUCAGAAGAUUUCUAUACGAGCUGUUGAAUAAAGAGCACAAUCUUCAAGACAUCACAGAUAAGCCGAAAUCUAGUACCCAAUUUCAAAACAAAUUGCUUACAUUUUAUAGCAAAUAUUUUAAAGUUGUCCAAGAAUCUAUUAGCAUUUCUGAUGAAGACAGCCAGCUUUUUAUUCAAAAUUUAGCCAGCUUUGUGACAUCCAACUACUGGCUCCCAGGCAACUCCUUCAGGAUCAGGAAGUUCAGGUCAAUGAUUAAGAAAAAUUUAAAGCAGUAUUCAGUUAGAAAAUAUUCAGAAUUCUAUAAGCUAGAAGGAUGCUCAAAAUUUUAUGAAGUUUUAUAUAAGUCAGGGUUCAUCCAAAGAAUUAUCGAAGCUUAUCCCAAAUUGAAAGAAUCAAAGGACUCCUACUAUAGAGCAGUUGAAGACAUCAUGCAAAGAGAAUAA
Molecule: messenger RNA, 1013 nt
Organism: Moneuplotes crassus
Lineage: Eukaryota; Ciliophora; Spirotrichea; Euplotida; Euplotidae
Source: the annotation of a GenBank genome assembly